Messenger RNA from Crotalus tigris (Tiger rattlesnake), 2622 nucleotides. It is a transcript of the gene TRIM62, whose product is annotated as tripartite motif containing 62. The transcript has 6 exons. NCBI's taxonomy places the organism in Eukaryota, Metazoa, Chordata, Lepidosauria, Squamata, Viperidae. Gene Ontology annotation, molecular function: protein binding. The record is from RefSeq and is a predicted model, not a curated record. The coding region runs from base 1 to 1704 and encodes 567 amino acids. Gene Ontology annotation, biological process: innate immune response; positive regulation of canonical NF-kappaB signal transduction.
AUGGCGGCCGAGCAGCGCCUCAGCGCGCAGGCGUCACUCUUCUACCGCGUCACAGAGCCUACCAUCGACGACGGCGCUGCUUCCGGUCCGGGCACCGGAAGUCCUGAACGCCUCCCGAGAAGGCGGAGAGGAGAUCGGUUCCGUUGGGUCGGGCGGGGUCCGUUUUGUGGGCGGGGCCUCCACUGCGCAGGCGCCUGGCGAGCUCGGCGGGCUGAGGGAGAAGCCGCCAUGGCGGUGCCGGCGCCGGGCUGCAGCCUGAAGGACGAGCUGCUGUGCCCGAUCUGCCUGGGCCUCUACCAGGAGCCAGUCAGCUUCGGCUGCGAGCACUACUUCUGCCGCCGCUGCAUCUCCGAGCACUGGAGCCGGCAGGAGGCGCAGGCGGCGCCCGCCCGGGACUGCCCCGAGUGCCGCCGGGCCUUCUCGGCGCCCGCCCUGGCGCCCAGCCUCAAGCUGGCCAACAUCGUGGAGCGCUUCGCCGCCUUCCCGCCCGAGGCGGCGCUGGGCGGCGGCGGCGGCGGAGGGAGGGGCGGCCGGGCCGGGGGCUCGCCCUGCGGGAAGGCCCACGCCAAGGUGCGCCUCUUCUGCCUGACCGACCGCGCCGUCGUCUGCUUCUUCUGCGACCGGCCCGCCCUGCACGAGCAGCACCAGGUCACCGGCCUGGACGAGGCCUUCGAGGAGAUGCAGAGGGAACUGAAGGAGCAGCUGCAGACCCUCCAGGACAGCGAGCGUGGCCACACGGAGGCCUUGGCUCUGCUGAAGCACCAGCUGGCCGAGACCAAGUCCUCGGCCAAGAGCCUGCGGGCCACAAUCGGCGAGGCCUUUGAGCGGCUGCACAGGCUGCUCCGCGAGCGCCAGAAGGCCAUGCUGGAGGAGCUGGAGGCCGACACGGCCCGGACGCUGACCGACAUCGAGCAGAAGAUCCAGCGCUACAGCCAGCAGCUGCGCAAAGUGCAAGAGGGCAGCCAGAUCCUGCAGGAAAGACUGGCGGAAACUGACAAGCACAGCUUCCUGGCGGGCAUCGCCUCUCUCUCGGAGAGGCUGAAGGGGAAGAUCCACGAGACUAACCUCACCUACGAAGACUUCCCCACUUCGAAGUACAUGGGGCCUCUGCAGUACACCAUUUGGAAAUCCCUCUUCCAGGACAUCCAGCCAGUGCCUGCCAUGCUGACCCUGGACCCGGCCACCGCUCACCAGCGCCUGAUCCUCUCUGACGACUGCACCAUUGUCUCCUACGGCAACUUGCACCCGCAGCCGCUGCAGGACUCGCCCAAGCGCUUCGACGUGGAGGUGUCAGUGCUGGGCUCGGAGGCCUUCAACAGCGGCAUCCACUACUGGGAGGUGGUGGUCUCGGAGAAGACCCAGUGGAUGAUCGGGCUGGCCCACGAGGCCGUCACCCGCAAGGGCAACAUCCAGAUCCAGCCGAGCCGCGGCUUCUACUGCAUCGUCAUGCACGACGGGAACCAGUACAGCGCCUGCACGGAGCCCUGGACGCGGCUGAACGUCAAGAGCAAGCUGGAGAAGGUCGGGGUCUUCCUGGACUACGCCAAGGGGCUGCUCAUUUUCUACAACGCGGAUGAUAUGGCGUGGCUUUACACCUUCCGGGAGAAGUUCCCCGGGAAACUGUGCUCCUACUUCAGCCCCGGACAGAGCCACGCCAACGGGAAGAACGUGCAGCCGCUCCGGAUCAACACCAUCCGGAUCUAAGGACUCUCCUGGUCUCGUCUCUUCCCGGUGCAGAAAGGAGAAAUUAGUCUGAUGCUGGCAAAAUGUGAGCUUUUCUGGAAUACGUUUUCCAGCUGCCAGGACUGAACAAGCAGAGAAUCGGGCUAGUAAGGAUCCCCUAGGCGGGCAGAGCGGGGAAAGCAGUUCUCGUGAACGAUGGGCCUUGGGCUGCCUCCUGGGGAUCUAAGACGCUUGCCGCUUCCCGGACGCAGUGAGGAAGGGUAUAAUGGGGAGUUGGGGGGGCUGUUAAGGUGGAGGGCUGUCUGUGUUCUCAUUGUCGGCCUUGUUCAGGCAACUCUUUUGUGUUUGCAUGCUUUUCCCCGUCCUGUCAUUUUUGCAAAAGUGGGCAGGGAGAGGGAGGGAAGGAAGACCCACACUAUGGAUCUGAGCUGGUUUUUAAUUCCUGCUUCUUAGCCAGGCAGAGAAGCGGAGGGAACAAGCAGACCAGCCAGGAAAUAAAUAGGGCUAACGGGUCUUUAACGUUCAACGGGAGGUUUGUCUUGUAACCCCUAGGAUGUGUUUGUUGUAAAAGGGGGGGAAGUAGAAUUAUUGGCUGUUUACGGUGUUUAACGGGAGGCUUGGGACGCUUGCCAGCUUCCGCGUUCAAAGACUUGAGGGAUGAGGUUGCUUUAGCUGCGUCUACGCAAGCUUCACCUGACCGCUGAAUUCAUUCAUCUCUGUUCUGGGUAGCCUGAACAUGCGAAGCCUCCGAAGCCAUGCAGGGUCUGCGCUGACCUGUUGGAAGCCCACCGUGUGGUUAAGCAAAGCUGUCCCCGUUUCAGAAUACAAGUUGUUAGGAAGGAAAACGUGGUGCUAAAUGCAACUGUUCACAUGUGACACUCCAAGCUGGCCACAAGAGGGCAGCGUUGGCUUAAUUCAUGCCAUUAAGUGGGAUGGGGG